Nematocida ausubeli is the source of this 567-nucleotide messenger RNA. RefSeq lists its product as uncharacterized. The record is from RefSeq and is a predicted model, not a curated record. Gene Ontology annotation, cellular component: preribosome, large subunit precursor; nucleolus; nucleus. Gene Ontology annotation, molecular function: protein binding. Lineage: Eukaryota; Fungi; Microsporidia. The transcript has a single exon. Gene Ontology annotation, biological process: endonucleolytic cleavage in ITS1 to separate SSU-rRNA from 5.8S rRNA and LSU-rRNA from tricistronic rRNA transcript (SSU-rRNA, 5.8S rRNA, LSU-rRNA); ribosomal large subunit biogenesis; ribosome biogenesis. The coding region runs from base 1 to 567 and encodes 188 amino acids.
AUGCGGUUGGGAGAUGUGUGUGAUACAAAGAGGUUCAUAGCUAUAUCAGAAGGAAGUGGAAGCAUGGCACCUUCUGAGAAAUACAAAGGGCUUGCCUUGAGUUUCUUCAAAAAGUUAAAGGAGCUGCCCACAAAAUACGACCUGCACAAUGCCACGCAGUAUGUUCUCCCAAAGGAAAUACUUGCGCACAUGCCAGAGUACUCCAAAGAAACAGUCUUUCCACGGGCCCGGGUCCUUCCAGAGGAGUCAGUGAAGACAAAGUGGGAGCAGUUUGCAGCACGAAAGGGAAUUGUGAAGAGCAAGAAUAAGUCAGGGGGGCGAAUAUACGACGAGGUAAAGAGGGAGUACAUGCCUGCCUUUGGAAGAGGAAGUAAAAAUGACCUUGAUAGAAACUGGCUAAUAGAGGUGAAAGAGCAUGAGGACCCAAUGGUUGAUAGACACUCGCAGCUAAAAGAAAGAAAGCUCAAGAAUAAAAAAGACCAAAAAUUAAAAGAGUACAAAAACUUAAAACGCACAGACAGAAUCAAAUGCUUCGAAAGAAGAGACAGAGACGAUUCAAAUGUCUGA